Messenger RNA from Canariomyces notabilis, 978 nucleotides. Its product is annotated as galactose oxidase. Lineage: Eukaryota; Fungi; Ascomycota; Sordariomycetes; Sordariales; Chaetomiaceae. The annotation marks the transcript as partial. The record is from RefSeq and is a predicted model, not a curated record. Gene Ontology annotation, cellular component: cell cortex of cell tip. The transcript is spliced from 4 exons. Gene Ontology annotation, biological process: regulation of cell shape. Gene Ontology annotation, molecular function: protein binding.
AUGGCGUUUCUUUUCAAAUCGAAGAAGAAUCAGGACAGGGCGCUUGCAAGCCGGGAUGGGUCGGGGUCGGCGAUGGGCGCGGCCGCGCGCGUGAAGGAGGAGAAAGGCUCGCGAUCGACGCCAACAGGAAGCCUGAACUCUCUUGAGAAUGACGGCAGCAUGGGCAGUCCAGAUCAACCCUACGCCCGCCAGCGAGGUCAAAGCCUAGAUCAACAGCAACAAAAUCCGCCCCAGAUGCAGCCGCCACAGGGGCAACCAGGCGAGCCGCCGUUUCGCGGUGCCCCUCCUACACAAAUGACACCAAGUCCGAAUGCUUCCCUCUAUCCUUGGUCGCAACGGAGGUUGACAUACACCUCGACACACCCCAGUCCAUUUCCUCGAUACGGCGCCGCAGUCAAUUCCGUGUCCUCUAAGGAGGGUGAUAUCUACGUCAUGGGCGGCUUGAUAAAUAGCUCUACGGUGAAGGGCGACUUGUGGAUGAUUGAGGCCGGUGCUAACAUGGCGUGCUACCCAUUGGCGACCACUUCCGAGGGGCCAGGGCCGAGAGUCGGCCACGCCAGCCUGCUGGUAGGGAAUGCCUUCAUAGUUUUUGGCGGUGACACCAAGAUUGAGGAAACCGAUAUUCUCGACGAGACUCUCUAUCUGCUGAAUACUUCAACGAGGCAAUGGUCGAGGACUCUGCCUGCUGGACCCCGGCCCACUGGGCGCUACGGGCACUCCUUGAAUAUUUUGGGUUCAAAAAUCUACAUCUUUGGCGGUCAGGUGGAAGGAUACUUCAUGAAUGACUUGUCGGCCUUUGACUUGAACCAGCUCCAGAUGCCCAACAACCGUUGGGAGUUGCUCAUACCCAGCAGCGACAAUGGAGGCCCGCCCCAGGGGAAGAUUCCUCCCGCCAGAACGAACCACUCGAUGGUGACUUUCGGUGACAGACUGUAUCUGUUUGGCGGCACAAACGGCUUCCAAUGGUUCAACGACGUC